Molecule: messenger RNA, 463 nt
Organism: Phialemonium atrogriseum
Lineage: Eukaryota; Fungi; Ascomycota; Sordariomycetes; Cephalothecales; Cephalothecaceae
Product: EthD domain-containing protein
Exons: 2
Coding region: 1-423 (140 amino acids)
Molecular function (GO): oxidoreductase activity
Source: RefSeq, a predicted model, not a curated record
AUGUCGACGGAAAAGCUUAUUCGGAUCACAACUCUCAUCCCGCGCAUGAAGGGAAUCUCGGAACAAGAAUUCUACAGGCACUGGACGCAAGUACACGCCCCAGUAUGCGUUGACUUCAUGAUGAGACACGGUGUGGCCGAGUACCGUCAGUACCACACUUCGCCAGAGACGAAGACUCUCGGGGAAGCCAUGGCAAAAGCAGCAGGGCGGCCGAUGCUUAGCUUCGACGGAAUGAGCGAUGCCUACGUGAAAGACUUCAAAACGUUUGAGGAUGCUUUUAAGGACCCCGAGUACCUUGAGAAAAUCCGGCCAGACGAGUUGGCAUUCAUCGACGUGGAGAAUCUGCAGAUGACAAUCGGCUAUGACUACGUCGUUGUGGAAAAUGGAAAGAUUGUCACGGAACAUGCUCGAGGUUUCAAGUAGGGAUGGGAUGUAUGUCGGAGCUGGGGCUGAGCAGACAAAG